This is a messenger RNA of Malaclemys terrapin pileata, 1247 nucleotides long. Its product is annotated as H-2 class II histocompatibility antigen, E-S beta chain-like. Gene Ontology annotation, biological process: positive regulation of T cell activation; immunoglobulin production involved in immunoglobulin-mediated immune response; peptide antigen assembly with MHC class II protein complex. NCBI's taxonomy places the organism in Eukaryota, Metazoa, Chordata, Testudines, Emydidae. Gene Ontology annotation, cellular component: MHC class II protein complex; membrane. The coding region runs from base 67 to 873 and encodes 268 amino acids. The transcript is spliced from 6 exons. The record is from RefSeq and is a predicted model, not a curated record. Gene Ontology annotation, molecular function: MHC class II protein complex binding.
CUGGACAGAGAAGGUCUCAGGCUGGGGGUCCCGACGCCUUUCCAGGUCUCUCCCUCCGGAGCAGCGAUGGGGGCGGGUCGGAUCCUGGGGGCCGGGAACGGCUGGGCUGGGGCUCUGCUAGUGACACUGGCGGUGCUGAGAACCCACCCGGCUCAUUGCACAGAGCCCAAAGGGCGGUUCGUGCUCCAGCAGAACGCGGAGUGUCACUUCACCAACGGCACCGAGCGGGUCCGGUACCUGGACCGGCACAUCUGGGGCCGGCGGCAGUUCCUGCACUUCGACAGCGAGGUGGGGCGGUUCGUGGCGGACACGGAGCUGGGGCGGCCCCAGGCCGAGUACUUCAACAAGGACCCGGCGAUCCUGGCGGACAGGCGGGCUGCGGUGAACACAUUCUGCCGGCACAACUACGGGGUGUAUGAGAACUUCAUCAACACCCACCGGGUUGAGCCCAAGGUGAAAGUUUCCCCCACGAAAUCGGGGUCCCAGCCCCACUCCCACCUGCUGGUUUGCUCAGUGACGGGGUUUUACCCUGGGGGGAUCGAGAUCAAGUGGCUGAAGAACGGGCAGGAGCAGAUGGCCGGGGUGGUGUCCACGGAGCUGCUCCAGAACGGAGAUUGGACCUUCCAGAUCCUGGUGAUGCUGGAGAUGAGCCCCCGGCGCGGGGACGUCUACACCUGCCAGGUGGAGCACAUCAGCAUGCGGGAACCGCUCGCCGUGCACUGGGAGGCGCAGUCUGACUCCGCCAGGAGCAAGAUGCUGACGGGGGUCGGGGGCUUCGUGCUGGGGCUGAUCUUCCUGGCGCCCGGACUCCUCAUCUACCUGAAGAAUAAGAAAGGGCACCCCGUUCCCCAACCUGCAGGGCUCCUGCGUUAGAUCCUGGGCGUCGGAUCCCCCGGCUGGCAGGAGUUUCCGUCCGUCUCCCCCAGCCCCUCGCCCAGCCUGGAGAAUGGAGAACCUGGGGCCGGUCCCUUCCUGUCCCCGUCUGCUCCCCGCGCUCUGCCCGGCUCCAGCCCGCGCUGCCCCCGCCUGGGGACCCGUCCCUGCCCCUCAGUCCCAGCAGGGCACUGGGGCGACCCCUCCUACGUUAACCCUUUCCCUGCCCCAGCCCAGCUCCACAUUCCCUCUCGCUGACCCCACUGCCCUCGGGGAACCUUUGGGGGACGCUGCUCCGCAACCUGGGGGGAAGUCGGAUUGAGGCCGGGCUGUUAGAACUGCUGCACCCUAAUAAACCAUCCCCAGCCCCCCCC